Petromyzon marinus (sea lamprey) is the source of this 2832-nucleotide messenger RNA. RefSeq names its product proteasome assembly chaperone 2 (gene PSMG2). Gene Ontology annotation, biological process: proteasome assembly. The record is from RefSeq and is a predicted model, not a curated record. Gene Ontology annotation, cellular component: cytosol; nucleus. NCBI's taxonomy places the organism in Eukaryota, Metazoa, Chordata, Hyperoartia, Petromyzontiformes, Petromyzontidae.
AUGAAAUCACUUUGCCAUUUGAAGCAAUGAUUGUCUCCGGCAUUAAACAGGCAAUGCGCCUCCAACGUACCUCUACAAAAUUAAAAUAUAAAACUUUGUUUUACACGCCGGAUUAGGCGCACUAAUUGGUUCAAUACAAACAAAUGAUCGGACCGGUAUCGAUAUUGAUCGUCUCGUCAGCGGUGCCAAAGCUUGUAUGGAGAAAAAAAUUAGAAUAGUUUUAACCCUUUCUGGCAAUAAUACAGGUGUUAAGAUGUUCAUACAUUAAAUAGAUAUCAUUUUUGCAAGGCUUGCUUUGAACCAAUUUGUAUAGGCAGGUGAAGCCCUCGUGUGUGUUUAUAGUUUUAAUAUUGUCUGUUCUCGCGAAAUUCUGAGAUAAUUAGAUGGUUUUAUAAAUUUGAAUGUGCGACAUUUGUAUAUUUCACUUGGGGACCCAUAACGUAAAUAAAAACGUAUCGACGCAAUUUCUUAGCCACAUGGGAGCUCGUUUCUUUACCAAUCGCAAUUGUGCUGUAAGUGUAUACUAUUUAAAACAAAAACCCUUUAAAAGAUGCGCUAAAAUGUGUACUGUUCUAUGCGGAAAUCAAACUACUGUAUAUGUUGUCCGUGAAAUGGAGGCACCGCAACUCGUAAAGCCCACCGUUUCGGUAGGCAACGUGCCGCAGCUGACGCAGGACGUGCUGGUGGUGACGCUGCGCGCCCGCCGCGCCGGCUUCCUACGCUCCUCGUGCUACGUGCCGCUCGUCGGCAACAACCCGUACAGCGAGGACGGCGCCGACGCCGACCGACUGCACGUGAGCACCGAGGUGUACGUGGCACCUGACAAGCGGGUGGCGCUCGUCCAGAUCCGAUCUCCCAUCAUCAAGGGCCGUAAGAAGCGCGCCCGCCGCGAGAUGCUCGACUGGGUGGAGGCUGGCGGGUUUUCUCGCGUCGUCAUCCUCUCCAGCAGCUUUGCUCACAUGCGCACCGACAAGCAGCUUGUCGGCCCCCCCUACCGGUUUCUACUCUCCCCGUCGCUGGAGGCCACGGAGAGGCCUGUGGUGGAGGCCCUGGGCUGGACUCAGCUGGAGCCAUCUGAGGUCAUCCCCGGGCUGGGAGGGCCCCCCGAGCUCGCCAUCCCCGGAGGAGGGCUCUCAAAGGGACUCUUCCUGGACGGGAGUGCGCGGGGGCUGCCCGUGGCCGUCCUGCUGGCGUUCUGCUCCGAGGGAGAUAACAUACCGGACGCGCUCGCGCUUGCCGACCGCCUGCAGCAGUGGCUGCGCCUUGCUGACGUCGCGGAAGGAGAGUCCACUCCAAGGUGGAAAACCCCGAGCUCGUGGAAGAUGCUCUUUGGAGGCGAGAUCCCUCCAUCCCUCUUCUGACCAACGCCCCCUUGCCCCCACAACAACCUCCACCCAAUCUUCUCACCAUCUGACCUCUGACCUUCAGCCCCUGACCUUAAACUGCCACCGACCUCUUUUCAGCCAUCACAGCAGCACACGGCACUUUGAUUCUCUCAGCGUUUUCGGGUAACGGAGUUUUGCGUCUCAUUUUCAGCAUUAAGGAAAAGAAGGAAAAAAAUCUAAACAUCGAGAGAUUUUGUAUGAAAGAUCUCGAGGAAUUGAACAAUGAAUUUAUGAAUUGAUUAACAUCGGUUCUUACGCUCACAAUAACCCUAUGACCCGGAUGCCAUUGAGAAGCCUUCAGCUGUGAAUCGAAUUUCCGUAUGGGUUUUCGGUUGUUGUGGUAAUGCCAGUAACCACUAGAGGCGCUAUUGUGCACCACAAGGUGAAAGCAACCAUUGUUUCAGGUUUAUUUAAGGAGCUGAGAACUCAAGAGACAUCACGUCUCUUCCUGAAGCAUUUGAAAGGGCACCCCCAGUGGCAGCUGUCCCGUUUGCAGCACACGGUGACUGCACCUGGUCUGCAAUCAGGAAUUACUCUGCAAUUUGGCGGAACGGUGAUUGUUCCUCUUGUGUCCAAUCCCAGUUCAGUAGUUUGCUGUGUAACGUUUUUCGAGUUUGGUAAAUUUGGAACUCGACGGCACACAGUGGCCAGCUACUCUUGCGAGUGAUGUCAGGGGAUCUUUAACGCCCACUGUAAAACAGGCGGCGUGCAGUUAUGAUUAUUACAGAAGUAGUAAUAACCAGGGCGGCCACUGGAUUCGAACCACGUCAGAGUCGCCGGGCGGGGGGGGGGGGCGGGAGUGAAUCUUUACAUUUCUAGUUUCCCCCCCCUGUUAAAUUGUCAGCAACUCCAUUAUAUUGUAAAAAACAAAAGAAUUCGAAUAUACGAUGCAACGUGAAGAAUUCUCGAUGCCAAAAUGAAUAAUUGAACAUUUGUUCUAUAUCGCCGCAAAAAAAAUAAAAUAUUGUUUUCAUCCAACAGUCUUUUGGCAUUACAGAAUAAUAUCCAUAAGCGUUUAGUUAAAAGGGUGGGGUGAGUGGGAGCGGUGGUGGAGCGGUUACCACACUGCCCGAUGAGCUCACCAACCUGAGUUCAAUUCUAAAGCCACGGCUAACGUUGGUGGCGAGUGAUGAAUGAACCCUUUAUCCCAACCCGUACUGACCGGCAGGGGGAAGUAUGGUCAAACAACCCCCAUUACUGAUGUGGUUAUGAGGAAGCUUCAUCAAGCAGUGGACUGCCAAUUGACUCUAAGCUAUUCUUUUUUUAUGCAUUUGGUUGUUUAUUUAAUAAUUCGAUGCGUCGACCUGGUUAUCUGUUGCAUCUUUAUUUCAUGAGCUAACGAAUGAUGGUAUUUGAAGGGAACACCCUCGGGGUGUGCGGUCAAUUAUUCUUCAGUUGAUUUAUUACUCCAUAAAUGUUUGUCAUUAAAAUAAAACGCCAUCUUUUA